AUGGACGCCUUCUCAGGGUACAACCAAAUUCACAUGGAUGAAGCUGACCAAGAAAAAACGUCGUUCAUUACCGACAGAGGUCUAUACUGCUACAAAAUGAUGCCGUUCGGUCUAAAGAACGUCGGGGCUACGUACCAGAGGCUCGUCAACAAAAUGUUUCGAAAUCAGAUCGGACGAAACGUGGAAGUCUAUGUUGACGACAUGCUUGUCAAGAGCACACGAGCCGCCGGCCAUAUAGCCGACCUGGGGGAAAGUUUUGAGACACUAAGGAGUCACAAGAUGAAGCUCAACCCGGCCAAAUGUGCUUUCGGUGUUUCCUCCGGAAAAUUCUUGGGAUUCAUGGUUUCGCAAAGAGGAAUCGAGGCGAAUCCCGAGAAGGUAAGUGCUGUCCUCGGUAUGCAAUCUCCCCGGACCACCAAACAACUGCAACAGCUGACUGGGAGAAUAGCAGCCCUUAACCAGUUCAUCUCCUGGUCCACCGACAAAUGUCUCCCAUUCUUCAAGAUUUUGAGAAAAGCCUUCGUGUGGAGUAGUGAGUGCGAGGAAGCCUUCAAGAAGUUAAAAGAGUAUCUGACUAACCCACUGCUAUUGAGCAGCCCCGAGGAAGGAGAAAUCUUGUAUCUCUACCUCGUAGUAUCAUCAUCGGUAGUCAGUUCAGCUUUGGUCCGAGAAGACUCAGGCAUUCAAAAACCGGUUUAUUUCACCAGCAAAGCACUCCAUGGAGCCAAGGAGAGGUUGGUAAAUUGGUCGGUAGAGCUGGGACAGUUUGACAUAGAAUUCCCCCCUCGUACUUCUAUCAAGGGUCAAGCGUUAGCCGAUUUCCUACUAGAGUUCAGCAAUACGCCCGAAAGCGAAGAACUGCCCGAGAAGGAAACAUGGGUAGUGUAUGUAGACGGUUCCUCGGCCAACCAGAAGAGUGGAGUCGGUGUCACGUUUGCAAGCCCGGAUGGAGAAACUUUUCAAUAUGCGAUCAAACUGGAUUUUGUGACCACCAAUAAUGAAGCCGAGUAUGAAGCACUUUUGGCCGGGCUUUCAAUAGCUCGGGAAAUGGGAGCAAGGAACUUGGAAAUCAGAAGCGACUCUCAGGUGGUAGUCAGCCAUGUGCAGGGAUUUGCCGAGGCACAAGGCGAAAAGAUGAUUCAAUAUCUUGAUAAGGUGCGUAAAUGUCAAUCUAACUUUGACAGAACUGUCGUAACAAAAGUUCCUCGGGAAGAGAAUGCCCGAGCUGAUGCUCUUUCCAAAAUGGGUUCCGGUACUGGGCCCGUCGUCAAAACAUCCACACGGGGGAUGGUGAUACAGACCGAGCCUUCAAUCCUUCCAAAACUCGACAUGAUGGAGAUUGAAGAAAGAUCAGACAAACCUGAGUGGGCCACUGACAUCAUUCAGUACCUUCGCAACGGUUCCCUACCCGAAGAGAAGCUGGGAGCUCGUAAGGUAAAAAUGCAUUCAGCCCGGUACGUGCUUAUCGGAGGAUCACUUUAUCGAAGAGGAUAUAUCGAGCCACUUCUCAAGUGUCUUACAAAUUCCGAGGCGGAAUACGUACUAAAAGAAAUACACGAAGGGGUCUGCGGGAACCAUUCUGGCUCUCGGAUGUUGGCACACAAAGCAAUGAGAGCCGGGUACUACUGGCCAACAAUGAAUAAGGAUUCGGUCAAACUCGUCCGAAAAUGCGAUAAAUGUUAG
Alnus glutinosa is the source of this 1683-nucleotide messenger RNA. RefSeq lists its product as uncharacterized. The record is from RefSeq and is a predicted model, not a curated record. The transcript is spliced from 2 exons. NCBI's taxonomy places the organism in Eukaryota, Viridiplantae, Streptophyta, Magnoliopsida, Fagales, Betulaceae. The coding region runs from base 1 to 1683 and encodes 560 amino acids. Gene Ontology annotation, molecular function: RNA-DNA hybrid ribonuclease activity; nucleic acid binding.